This is a messenger RNA of Cucumis melo (muskmelon), 7167 nucleotides long. RefSeq lists its product as uncharacterized. NCBI's taxonomy places the organism in Eukaryota, Viridiplantae, Streptophyta, Magnoliopsida, Cucurbitales, Cucurbitaceae. Gene Ontology annotation, cellular component: cytoplasm. The coding region runs from base 896 to 3796 and encodes 966 amino acids. The record is from RefSeq and is a predicted model, not a curated record. The transcript has 2 exons.
AAAAAUGUGAAACAUUGUUUAGCUUCGUAAUUCCAAACCUAUGGGCCAGCACCUCGAGAGAAAAUAAAAUUUUUCUGCAACUUAGAGAGAGAAAACAACGUGGGAUCUAUUUCCGGUGAGUGUGGUCGACGGUGAGAGAUACAAUUUCGUAGUGGGUACUUUGCAGGCGUGGGCUUCUUCUUAGUUUGCAGUGGGUUGCUCGACGCGUGGGUCUCCGGUCAGAGUAGGCAGUUUCCGACGGUUUUGGGGCUGUUUUUCGGCGGGUUGAUCUCGGUAUCAGAGACUAUAUUGUGCUCUUGGUACAGUGAGUGUUUGGGGGAGUUGCUCAAACAAUUGGUCUCAGUCAAGAGCCGAAUAAUCGUCGUGAUUGAGUAUUAAAUUACAGAUUGUUUAUCUUUGUUGAAAUUCUGUAAUUUUUAUUAGUGAUUGCUAUUAAUAAAAUCCCUCCUACCUGGUUGUCAAAGUUGAUGUAGACCAAAUUGAUUGAACCAUUGUGUUCUUUAUUGCUUUGAUUAUUUCUGCUGGCUGUUGCGUUCUGUUUGGGCAUUGUGUUCUUGAUUAAAUUAGUACAUAAUUUUUACAGUAAUCUAUUUACCAAAGGGUCUGCAAGCAUCAAGACAAGGAGGUUCUGUACCUGUUGAAUGUAGUCAGAGCGAGUUCUUGUACUUGAAAUCUAAUUCAUAUUUUUACCUUUCAAGUCAGUAGCUGUGGAAGGUUAUUAGUAAUGCGUUGCUCAAUUUGGUAUGUCUUAGCUCUAUGUUCCGCCUUUUCCAGACGACCAGUUGCUCGAUCUUCAAUUGUGCGAGGAAUAAGCAGACUUACCAUCUGCCAGCUGCUUUAAAUAGUUACCCCCUUUUUGCCUCCAUCUGCAUCUCACCAUAUUUUUAUACAAUAGAUGGUUUCCAAACUCAUUCACGUGGCUGCAUAUGAAGCUGAAAAUCAUUUUGAGGUCUCUUUGAGACAAGCUUUCGAGCUUCUUGAACCAAAAUUAAGACCUCCGUUUUGUUUGAAGAUCCCAGACCCACAAGAAUACAAGGAGCUGAAUUGGGCUAUUCUCUAUGGGAUUUUAUGUGAACCGCAUUUGGGUAAAACUCAUAUUAAGCAUUUGCAUGCAAUUGUCACGGAUGGUUAUGGUCUGAUUUGUUAUCUGCUUCGAAAGGUUGUUAAUGAACUGUAUCUUAAACUCAUUGAUUGUGCAAAAUGUCAAAUAUUUAUGGUGACUAAGGAAAUGAUAAAGGUAUGUGCUGUAGGGGUCGAUGCUGUUUUGAUAUCUCUGUUGAGGCAAAUUGUUGGUGGGGAUUUUGGUGAAGGGAAUUUAUGGUUGUGUUUUGAAUUGGUGAGUCUACUUUUGAACAGUUGGAGUUAUUUGUUGGAAGAAUUACCAGAGGUUAUGCCAAGUGCAUUAUAUACGUUUUUACGGUUAUUAGCAGAUCACUGUAGAUUUUCUGAUGAAAAAUUGGGGCCUUUGAAGCAAUUGGAGAUUACGUUUUGCAUUAAAGUAAUAAGGGAGCAAUUUCACUUUUGUUUGGAGAUUGGGAGAGAUUUUAUUAGGCUCUUACAAGACCUAGUUUGUGUACCUGAAUUUAGAGAUGUAUGGAAAGACUUGUUAUUAAACCCAAGCAACUUUAGGAGUCCUGGGUUUUCUGAUAUUUCAAAUUUUUACUACACGAGAACUUCAAGUCGAUACUUCUUACUUCGAAUUUCUCCUGAAAUGGAGGCCCAACUGCGUUUUUUAAUGACAAAUGUGAAACUGGGCUCUCAAAACCGCUAUCAGAUGUGGUUUGCCAAGAAGUUUCUACACGGGCCUGAGAGUGAAACGAUCAUUUCUGACAUUGUUCGGUUUAUAUGCUGUGCACACCAUCCUCCAAAUGAAGUCAUUCAGUCUGAUAUUAUUCCGAGAUGGGCUGUUAUAGGAUGGCUUUUGACAUGUUGUAGGAAGAAAUAUAUUAAAGCCAAUGUAAAACUUGCUCUCUUUUAUGAUUGGCUUUUCUUUGAUGAUCAAACUGACAAAAUUAUGAACAUUGAGCCUGCAAUGCUGUUAAUGGUAUUUUCUAUACCUAGAUAUAUUGAUAUGGUUCACACUCUUCUUGAAUUUCUAUUUCUUCUUGUGGACAACUAUGAUGUGCAAAGGAAGGAUAAAAUAGCUUUGGGUGUCUCUUCAGCUUUUAGCGCACUUAUUGAAAAAGGAGUAAUUUCCUCAUUGGACACUUUGAUUUCUUUUGGCGGCAUUUCUCCAUUACUACGAGACAGGCUUAGGAUACUUUCAUCAUGUAAGAACUUCCAGGUUUCAAAUGAAGUACAAUUAUUUGUACCUGAUCACUCUGCAAAGCCUCUGCCUUCUUCGACUAAAUCCUGCUCAGGCAUAAUAGAUUUGGAAAGCCAUCCUAGCCGCAUUGUAGGCAAUCUAAAUUCUACAUCUGGUGGUGCUUCUGUUCCUAUUGUGGAGGAUGCAUCUGCCUCUCAUCAUUCAGUUGCAACAAAUGUACAGCAAUGUGACAAGAUAGAAAUUUUGGUGAAAAAUCUUGGUGAAGUUACUAGAAAAUCUUAUAAAAUGGGCCUCAAAACUCUGGAAGAACUUCUAGUUUUAUUUCUCUCACUUGAUGACAAUGCACAAGAUAGCAGUACAAUUUUUUCCCCUGAAAUACUGUCUUCCAGAAUCUUAAAUACAUAUGACUCAAGUGGGCAUAAACUAUUUUGUGCUCUUGAAUUACCUCCAAAUGGUCCCGGUUAUGAUGAUGAAAUAGAAUCUGCCACUGCCUUAAUAGUUCGUACCUUCAUCUUUCAUCAUGAAAAAAAUAUACAACAAUUGCUUUUAUUUUGUUCUAGGAAUGGUUUGCCUGUGGGAGCGCGAUUGUUAUCUUAUGUAACUCGAUUGGCUUAUGAGGUGAACAAAGCAGGUUUAACAGAAAAUGUUGAGUUUGAGAACAGUGAGAAAGCAGAAAUUGAUUCAAAUGCCCAGUUAUUGUUGUUCCACGUGAAUGGAUACUUUUCUUUUAGAAAUGGUAUGGGAGAAAACCCCCAAGAAACAGUUCUCUCUUUUUCUGGAACAGACAAGGAGGAGAUUGCUAAGUUGGUAACAAAUGCCUUUUCUGCUUAUAGAUGUUUCCUUGCUUAUUCAAAAGAUAUUUUGCACAAAGAUGCCGAUGUAUCUUUAACCAAGGUCUUCUAUCGUGAUUUGAUGUCCUGUGUGGAAUGGAAUGCAAGGAGAGUGAAAUUCUUAUUCCAUUGCAUUUUUGAUCUUCUCUCAGAUUUAUGCAUAUGCAAGGAAGAGAUUGUUAAAUUACUUGUUACCCUGUUGGAUGACACUGAUCUUGUUAAUAUGCAGUUCGAGAUUAUUGCAAAGAAAUUUUCUGUGUUUGGUAAGGACAUUAAAUCUAUUUUUCUUUUAGUUAAGAACUCUCUGAAUUGGGGUUGUCUCGAACAACGUAAACUCUGGGGCUUGAUAAGGUCCGAGCUUAUAGUUUCACAGGUUCGGGUCGAGAACAUAGUUUCUAAACUUUUUUGCUUGGGAGUAUUAGAUGCAAGCAAGCAUGGCAUUGCCAUUGAAGGUCUUCUAAACUUGUGCUGUUAUAAUGCACCAUCGCCUGAGUUUGUUGAGGCAAUCAUGUUGUUACCCAAUGAUGCAUUUGAUGGCUUCUCAGCCGCAGUUUUGGCUUCCUGGGCUGUAUCGAACGAGUCGAUGCUAUUUCAUAGCCUGGUUGAUUUUGCAGGGAAACUUGGGAAGAUGAAUGAAAGUGAGGUUGUGGUAAAUCAUUCUGCAGUUUUAUGGUUGGUGAAUCAUUUUAGACGAAUCUGAGGAAGUGGAGAAGAAAAAUUACGAAAUCCGAUCCAUGGGAAACCACGAAAAUGAAUCUGUGGUGGUAUCCAAAUGUGAUUGACCAAAUAUUAGAAUUUUUAGUCCAAGGGAGAAUCUCACUGAGUGGCUAUCAAGUUGGUACAAUACGAAUCAAGGGAAACCACGAAAGCGUACAAGAGUGUAAUGUUUAAGUGCAUAACUCUGCAACUACUUGUAUUUGUAUUAUCUUUUAUUUCAUUUAAUUAUGACAUGUUUGAGAGUGGUUCUGAAAUAAUUAAAAUUACUCUUGUCAUUUUUAAAAUAAGUUGAAAAGUUCUUUUAAUGAUCCCAAAAUGCAAAUCAAUUUUAAAUAAUAUGAAAUUCUGUUUGAAAGUGUAAAAAUUGAAUUGAUUUUGAGUAGGUGAGUUUCAGACUGAUUUUAAACAUGAAAAAUUGAUUUUAACAAUUUCAAAAUCACUUCCAAACAUGUUCUUCACAGUAAUUUUUCAAAAACUUAUUUUGUGGAUAUAUCCAUGAUCUCAAUCAAAGUGGUCAAAUAUUGAGUUGGUGUUGCCAAGUCUGUGUCUUGCAGAGUAUAUUUAUAAAUAGGGUUAAGGACUUUAGACCCAUCAGCCUUGUUACAAUCGUGUAUAAGAUCAUAGCUAAGGUGUUGGCUAGUAAACAGAAGAAGGUUCUCUUUUGGACGAUCUCUAUUUCUUAGGGCCAGUUCACUGCAGGAAGAUAUUCUUGACCAGACCCUUAUACUAAUGAGGCUAUUGGAGAUUAUAGAAGAGGGAGUCAUCACUAAGAUUGACUUUUAGAGGACAUAUAACCAUAUGGUCUUGACCCUGCAAAGGAAGACUUUGGGUAUACAUAAUAUUGGAUAUGGAGUCGCAUCAAAGUGGUAAAAUAUUCUGUUCUAUCGUAAAUGGAAGGCCUAGGAGUAGGAUUUGAGCUUUGGUAGACCUUGGAAUGGACUAUAUUUUGGAUUUCAUGCAUCACUAUUUUUCAUAAGUAUGUUGCUGAUUCAUAUAAUUCCAAGCAGUAAUAUAAUUUUAAUUUUUUUAAUAAUGUAACUGUAAUCUAUUUUCAUUGUGUGGUUUUAAUUGGCGGAUAGUGUAUUAGCUAUCGUUCUGAAUUUUACUUGCACUCCCACUGCAAAGAUUCUAAGUACAUCUUUAUGAUUUCAGGAUGAGUGUAUUUUAAUAUAGUUCUCGGGGAAAAGGGAGAAGCACAUUAAGCUGAGGCACGUCUCUAGAAUUAUUUCUGGGGAACGGACUGUAAGUCUUCAAUUCAAAAUAAUUAUUGUUUGUUAGUCUGCAAUUUAAAUUAGCUGUUAUUUUUAGUAUCCAAUUCAAAAUAAUUAUCAUUUGCUAGUAUCAAGAAUAAUUACCAUUUGCUGGUCUACAAGUGUAAAUUGGAUGUUUCCUAUGAUAUUGCUUGAUGGUCCAAUAGUAAACAUUAAUGCAAUUGUAUGUGAGUGAAGAAGGUAAUAUAUCAUUACUGCCGUGUUUAAUUUUCUGAACUUUUAUUAUUUGAAUAUUAUGUAAGUUGAUUAUAGUUACAACUUUUCAGUUUCAAUUUUAUGGUUAAAAAAGUUCAGAAUGCUAAUGACUAAUGAGUUGUCAUUUUCAUUUCAUUCUCUUGCUUCUUUUUCCCUCCUUCCCUUAGAUAAGAAUGCUUAUACUUUGUCAAUAUCCUUAGUUUAGAUAUGAAAGAAAUUUGAAGAUUCUUUUUUCCUUUUUCGUGACAACCCUUUUGACCCUACAACAUUUGAUGUCAAGGAAAUUCAUAGAAAAUAAAUUCUUAGGGAGGUUGUCAUCGUGGAUUGAACCUUGGACCUCUUUGGUCAUUUAUUAAGACUAUGACUCAUUUUUACCACUAGGUUAAAUCCAUGAUAGUUUGAAGAUUAUUUUUUUCUCAACAAUCUUCUUAUAUUUUGAUGCUUCAAUAGUACAAUCCCAUUUCGUUGCUAUUAAAUGGUGGCCGUCCUAUCUUCUAAAUUAAAGGUGUGAUAGAUACCUAAUACUAGAGCAGGGGUAUAAGAGUAAUUAGAUAUUUUGGUAGUUACAUGGAAGUAUGGUUAUAAAUAAAGAAGUUGGUAAGGGAAGGAGGGGUGAGAUUUUUUGGUUGAGGAAGCCUGCAACAUUCCUUGCAACAUUCCUUGAAAGAAAGGAAGGACAUAAGGUUAGGGUUUCUUUUAAUUGUUCUCGAGUCUCUGCAGUUUUAUUACAGUUCGUUUGCUUUUAUUAGUUGUUCAAGGAUUGAAUUAUCAGCCCUUUUUCUGUAAUUUUCAUAUUAUAUCAAUAUACAGUUGGUGUUCUAUCAAAUUGGUAUCAGAGCACUCAUUCUCUGGGAAAUCGAAGGAAAAUGGCAAUCACAGCAACUUUGAGAUCCAUAGCAAAGACUAUUGAGCGAUAAAGGUUCAGGCCGAGGAGAACCAACAGUUGUUUUUAAAAUGUGCGUUGAACUCAUGGAGAAGAAAGAAAAGACAAAGAGAGAAAGAGAAGAUUCGCUAAUGAAAUAUAUUGAAGAUAUGAUACGUGAGAAGUCUACAACAACGAGAGAAACAAAAGAUUUAUUCAAUUGUGAGAAUAAGGUAGAGCAAGUUGAAGCUUCGAUACUUGAAAUAAUUGAGGAAUCGAAGACGAACAAGAAGAUUGUUUAGCAUCAAGCCGAGAAACAAAAACAGCUAUCGGUGAUAGAGAGCACAAUCGACGGAGGAAAGAUAUCGACAAAAAGAACCAAAAACAAGGUACAAACGAAGAAAAUAGAAACUGAAGAGAAAGAGAGGGAUCGAAACAAGUUCGAAUUGCUGGUGUUUAGUGUAAGUAGUUCUGUUGGAAGCGUUUUAGAUGGUUAUCAAUCAUCGGAGGAACACAAUGCAUUCAAGGAUGGGUUGGAAAUGAGACAGAGGCUGUUAUUGCAUUUUCGAUCAGUAAGGGAAGUAGAUGUCGGUGGACGAUCUUUAUCAAUCAAACAAGAAACAAUUGUGGAAGGUUGACGAGAAUUAUCGGUGAGAUCUGAAAGGAAGACUCGAGUGAAAAAAAAGUUGUUUAAGGAAACAGAAAAUGGUUGGUUAUGAUGGAAAUGAAGAGGUCGGAAGUUGUCUGGUUCCGAUGGGAAAAGAAGACGUUUGCAACUGUCUGGAUGCGAAAGAGAAAGAUCUACAGUUGAUUGUUCCAUGUAUACUGCCAUGUCAAUAUUUUUAUCUUAAAAUUUAUGCUUCGUAAUCAUGGUUUUAAUAUUGAAUAACAGCUGAAACUUUAUUUAUUUGAAGCAUGUAUACUGCCAUACUUCUUUGAGAAAAGAAUAGCCAUUAGUAAAACUUUUCCUGUAUAUGUUUGUAACUUGUACUCAUUUGAAGUGAAUCAGUGUGUGUUUCUUCAGCA